Messenger RNA from Salarias fasciatus (jewelled blenny), 964 nucleotides. Its product is annotated as calmodulin-regulated spectrin-associated protein 2-like. Gene Ontology annotation, cellular component: microtubule minus-end. Bases 1 to 450 code for a protein of 149 amino acids. Gene Ontology annotation, molecular function: microtubule minus-end binding; calmodulin binding. Lineage: Eukaryota; Metazoa; Chordata; Actinopteri; Blenniiformes; Blenniidae. The record is from RefSeq and is a predicted model, not a curated record. The transcript has 3 exons. Gene Ontology annotation, biological process: cytoplasmic microtubule organization; negative regulation of microtubule depolymerization.
AUGGUUGGUGACGUCAUGCCCGCACGACCAAAGUUGUACAAGGAGCCCAGUGCCAAGUCUAAUAAACACAUCAUCCAGAAUGCUCUGGCCCACUGCUGCCUCGCUGGAAAGGUCAACGAGGGGCAGAAGAACAAGAUCUUGGAGGAGAUGGAGAAAUCCGAAGCGAACAACUUCUUGGUUUUGUUCCGAGAUUCUGGCUGCCAGUUUCGUUCUCUCUACACCUACUGCCCCGAGACAGAGGAGAUCAACAAGCUGGCGGGCAUCGGCCCCAAAAGCAUCACACGCAAGAUGAUUGAGGGCCUUUAUAAAUACAACUCGGACAAGAAGCAGUUUAGCCAGAUACCAGCGAAGACCAUGUCAGCCAGCGUGGACGCAGUGACCAUCCACAACCACCUCUGGCAAACCAAGAAGCCAGCCACUCCAAAAAAAGUAGUGCCUGUCCAGUCCUAAUGGAACUCAAUUCCUGUAAACAUUGUAGUUUCUCCCCGGAGUGGAAAGACCCUAUUUAAAAUUGCACUUCACUGUACAUAUCCAUAAAGAUUCAAACACCUGCAACGCCAGUUAGAUGAAUGCAUUUUUGUCCUUUUAUACGUUUGUUUCUCCUGUCAUUGCACUCACGUCCUCGCUCAUCCUGCAUAAUCUGGACUGGAUGUGACAGAACUCAACAAUUGUGAACAACUGGAAUGUAUGACAAGGUCGAGGAAUGAUGUAAAUGUAGUCAUGUGCGUGUUUGUAAGGAUUGGGCAUGUUGGCGUCAGUUUUUUUCGAGGCUACGUCUGAGUGUUGUACUUGUUCUCCAUGUGCCAAACGUCAAAAAAAACAGACAGUAUGAAUGCCAGAACAGUUUACUGGGUACACUGAAGCACUGAAUGUUUUAAUUCAUGUACAGGUUGGUUUGUGUUUGCAUUAUCCUGUUGAUGUGUGGCCUUAUUUGGUUCAGCGUGAGAGUGUAAUGAGAUGACUG